AUGGCAUUGUCCCUUGCGCGUAUGGCGCGCCUUGCCCUAGUUGGCAUGAUGGCAUUCACGUCAAUUGCCUCAGCAUUGCCUGCGUCCCCCAUCCCUCGCAGCACAGUCCAGGCUCCCGACAAUGAUCCGUUUUAUCAGCCACCUGAUGGCUUCGCAUCCAAGGCGCCUGGGACAAUCCUUAGCCAACGCAAGGUCGAUGUCGCGUUCUUCGGCCUCAUCCCGAUUGACGUGGAGGCCUACCAGCUGCUUUACCGCACGACUGCAAUCGAUGGCUCGGCUAUUGCAACAGUGACCACGGUGUUCAAGCCGAAAAAUGCUAAGCUCGAUCGUUUCGUUUCCUUCGCCACGGCCUACGACAGCUCUGCGACCAAAUGCCAGCCUAGCUAUGGCUACCAGCUUGGUGCGCCACAGAACAGCUUGAUCUCUUCAGUCGAGCUGUUGAUCAUUGAAAUCUACCUUGCUCUUGGCUAUACCGUCGCUUCUCCCGACUAUGAGGGACCCGAUGCUGCCUUUGGACCUGGUCGCCUCGCAGGCAUGGGUGUAUUGGAUGGUAUGCGUGCCGUGAAGAGCUUCAAGAGCUUGGGUCUCACCGAUAAUCCUAUGGUUGUGGGCGUUGGUUAUUCGGGUGGUGCUAUCGCUACCGGCUGGGCAGCCUCUUUGCAGCCCAAGUACGCAUCAGAACUGAACAUGAAGGGCUGGGUGCAGGGUGGAACUCCCUCGAAUGUCACAGGCACAAUGUAUCAGCUCGACGACACUGCCUUCAGUGGCUUCCUCCCUUCUGCUAUUGUUGGUCUCUCAAAGCCAAGCGCCUACGGCGCCGAGCUGGACGCUUUCAUCAGCAAGGUCGUCACGCCAGAAGGUCAAAAGUCACUGGACACCGCCGCCUCGGAAUGCGCCACUACGGCUCUUUUGGCGUUCUUCGAAAAAUCAAUCUUUGACGCUAGCUUCCAAACUAUGGGCGAGGCUUUUAUCUUCGACCCAAUCAUUCAGUCGGUGUUGAAGCAAAACAGCAUGGGUGUCAACAAGGACGAGACUCCGACAGCACCCACCUUUGUGUACCACGCUGAAAAGGAUGAAGUCAUCCCGUAUGCUGAUGCCAAAAAGCUGGUUGAUUCUUGGUGUAGCUGGGAUGCGAACGUCAAGCUUACUACUUACGCCAGCGGUGGUCACGCGACUACUGAAAUCAUCGCCAUCCCCGAUGCCAUCAAGUUUGUCCAGAAUGCCUUUGCUGGCACGACCAAGAGUGGCUGCACCACGAACACUGAGCUUGGCAGUAUUCUCAACCCGCUUGCUCUGGGUGUGGAUCUUGAGCCUAUUCUUGUGAAGCUCAUUGAUGGACUGUUCCACCUGGGUGACCAGGACUCCAAGUUCAAGGCCGACCCUGUUGCAGUGCUCAAAACCAACCUCUAA
Messenger RNA from Penicillium robsamsonii, 1410 nucleotides. Its product is annotated as Lipase secreted. Lineage: Eukaryota; Fungi; Ascomycota; Eurotiomycetes; Eurotiales; Aspergillaceae. The coding region runs from base 1 to 1410 and encodes 469 amino acids. Gene Ontology annotation, biological process: lipid catabolic process. The transcript has a single exon. The record is from RefSeq and is a predicted model, not a curated record. Gene Ontology annotation, molecular function: triacylglycerol lipase activity.